CAAAGAAACCUUACAAUGAUAUGCCGGUUGACGUCACACAUCUCCUCCUGUCGUCUUCCGGCUGAAAAUAACAGCUUUGCCCAGUCCGACCGCGAUCCGCAGACAAGAGUUCGAAGUGAGAAAGACACCGCUGUGCCAGACAUGGCUGGCUUUGAGAAUAAGUUGGGUUCUUACACCUUAACCCAGUUAAACGAACUGCUCGAAGAUGACGAAAAACUUAACAGAUUUAUCGACGACUCGGAAGAGAUUAAAGGACUACAACAAAACAAGGAGAUGACCCUGGUUAGUAACCGUCAUCUGGCUGAGCAGAACCUUAAACUCCAACCCAGACUUGACCACCAAAAGAAUGAACUGACCUGCCGGUACCGGAGCCUACAGGAGCUUUUUGAGGCCUAUCAGCUGCGCAAGUCCACUCUAGAUGACAGAUCUGGAAACACUCCCUUGGACACAUUGCUUGCACUCCUACAAGCCGAAGGGGCCAAAAUCGAGGAAGAAACUGAGAACAUGGCUGAUUCGCUCCUCGAUGGCGCGACCCCCCUAGACACAUUCAUUGAUGAGUAUCAGACUAAGAGGAAGCUGGCGCACAUGCGGAGAGUCAAGAUAGAGAAGCUGCAGGAAAUGGUGCUGAAGGGACACCACAUGGCCCCGGCUGCACCUCAACCCUCUCGCUCUCAGGACCUUCCCUCCAGGCCAGCCGCUCUCCAUAGAGAGGUCAAUGGUUCCCCCAUGCCGAUGCCCCGGCGGGCUCCUCCACUUCCCCCUGUUAAAGUCACCCAAACUCCUCCCGCUCAGCCCAUCGCAGCCGUCUCCUACCCUGCUACGUCUCCGUUCACUCCGGCCUCUCCAUUCGCUCCCACUUCUACUCCAUACCCCCCUAUUCCCCCUAGAGUAGGAAACACACCACCCGUUCUUAACCAGGGAUACCCUAGCAUGUACAUGCAGCAGUACGCCCCACCCCUGCCCCAGAGACCCCCUCCACGCAUGGCACCCCAGCCAGGCUUCAUCAUGCAGUGAGCAAGGGACUUUGGAGAAAAAAAAACGAAAUGCACACUGGACAUUCAUUCAAGCCUUUUGUAGGUCCUUCAAGCUGCAUGUUAUAAAAUAUUGUGCGCCAAGACGGAGUCUUGUCAAGUGUAAAAUUAACAAGACUUUUCUGCAAUCAAAGGGGCAUCUGCAACAGGAUGUUCAAUUUGCACUUUAGACUACUUUUGUAUUUGAUCAGUCAUGGCUGUUAUGGAGUCGUGCUGUUCCCGUUCUGCCCUUCUCAGUAGCACUAGAUCAAGUAAAAAAAAGUUUUAUGUGAGCCUCAGGGGCCUCCAUACAUAGUAAAGAUAUCAGAGUUCAAGAACAGGCGUUCUGUUAGGCCAUCUAGACAGAUAUGAGUUACGAUUUGAUGGUUUAAUUUCUGUUGGAGAUGUCAAGUAUAUGCUAAUAUGUCAGUUCAACCACUUUAAUAUCUUCUGACAUUUCAUGCCGGAAAAAGCUGCUUUAACGAAAAUGUAAUGCCUAUGCAAACAGACUGAGACCGAACUGUGCUGAGUUUUUUGGGGUGGGGGGGGGAGAAACAAAACCAUGUUUUGCUCUUCAGGUUUUCUCAGACCUGCAGCCAAAGAUGCUAUUUGUUUUUUCCAGUGAAUUCAGUUUUGUGCUGGUAGGGCGAUUAAAUACCAAUCUGAGUGGGUGAAAACAUUUGGUACCGCAACAAUGGAGAGGGCCUUAUGUCACAAGUAAAUUGAAGGAGAAGGAGCUUAUUGGCUAGAAUUUAAAAGGAGUGAGCGUGAACGGUAAUGUGUGUAAAAAAUGUGCAAAUGAGUUUUUGGAGGCUUGAGUGUGUACAUUUGUGUAGCAUACGUGUUUCAUUACCGUACAUACUUAAACUGAUGCUGAUGCAUAAUUUACCAUUUUAAUGUUUCUGUCUAACACCAUAAUCCUCCCUGUGUUUAUUUUUUCCAUCUGGCAUGAUGAUGUCCAUUGGAGAUGUGCUUCCUUUCCAUAAGCCCUACAUUUGAAUUGAUAUUUAAGUUAUUCAAACUAAUAUAGCCAUAUCAUUAAAACCUUUUUUUCACCCAUAACUUGACUUGCCUAAACCAUCAGGUCUGUUACAUAUCAUAUCUUGUUUUCUGUCCUUACUAUGUAGUGUAACCUUUAUCCAUGGCUUUUGUUUUCACCCUGAAUCUGUUUUGAGUGUGUAUAUAUAUAUAUAUAUAUAUAUAUAUAUACACAUAUAUAUAUAUAUAUAUAUAUAUAUAUAUAUAUAUAUAUAUAUAUAUGUGUGUGUGUGUGUCUGCUGCUGGAAUAGCCACUUUGUGCCUAUGCUGGGUAUUCAGAUGAGGACUUGUUCACUGUGGUGAGGAGUGUUCUACCCGUUCCCAUUCUAUAGCAAAGUCUAGAAAUUUCUCUUUCAAAAUAUAUGCUGUUUAUACAGGUACAUGCUUACAAGUGCCCUUUAACUAAAUAUCUGUUGUUUGUUUUACCAGUUAGAGCCAUAAUUACGUUGCCUCAAAUUCAGGAAGUUAACAUUGUUUGGAUGAAUUCCUCUCUUUAAUUACUGGUGCUACUACAUUCAUUUAAUGAGCUGAACCCAGAUGAUGUUAGUAUGCAGGCUCUGUUUGAAUUAAAUCACUCUGUGUUUGUCAGACUUAGGUUGGGUAUCUGUUUUAUUACAUUGAUGCUGAUGAGCACCAGAUCGAGAGGUGGAAUUAUCUGGGUUCUUCAUGAAUCAGGCUGCAUCAUGUCUAGACAUUGGCUAAAUACCUGUGAAAACCAUUAUGGACUAUGACAGGAUUGCCAACCAUCUGGAAAAACCAGCUUCUGCCCUUGAAAACUGUUUGUUUGUUUGUUUGUGUAUAAACAUGAUUGUUCUUUGUCUUAGAAAUAAUUAGAAAUGAUUGCUAGGUUUGUAAAGGGUAACUCGGCUGUAUGCUUUCGCUGGCAAUAAAAUAGUGUUUUGUACUUUCCUAAUGUAAAAUAUGCAGACUAAGUGCUAGGUAAUGUCUAUUCAAAGUGGUAGACAUGGUAAAUGGAACUGACAUCAUUAUUUUAAAGAUAAUAAAUGAUAUCCCAUCAUUUCUCUGUGAGUUCAA
This is a messenger RNA of Labeo rohita (rohu), 3083 nucleotides long. It is a transcript of the gene vps37ba, whose product is annotated as VPS37B subunit of ESCRT-I a. Gene Ontology annotation, cellular component: ESCRT I complex. NCBI's taxonomy places the organism in Eukaryota, Metazoa, Chordata, Actinopteri, Cypriniformes, Cyprinidae. Bases 16 to 1014 code for a protein of 332 amino acids. The record is from RefSeq and is a predicted model, not a curated record. Gene Ontology annotation, biological process: protein targeting to membrane; ubiquitin-dependent protein catabolic process via the multivesicular body sorting pathway; protein targeting to vacuole. The transcript is spliced from 4 exons.